AUGUUUCUUUUACUCUUGGAACAAGCUAAGCAAGAGGAGGAGAAAUCACAGCCAGAUGCACCCCGCCCGCGGUUGGCUCAAUUUCUUAGGAUUUACAAGAUCAUGCAAGAUCAUUACCUACGCCCCGAGACAUAUGAGCCUGGAAAGAAGAGAAUCUGGGUUGGUGAUGCAUGUAUCGCCAGACUCGUCAACUUUGUGGAAGAGAAGCGAAAUGGCGGCACGUUCGCGAGCCCCGAAAGCUUUUUCGACGGUCGAGGGCCUGAUAUGAGAUUAUUCCCAACGUCGGACGCAGAUGCUGGGCUGUAUGCUGCCAUCAGGCUUUACAAGAAUUGGGAGUGGAAAGACGGAGAGAAAGAAGAAAGCAGGAUGUUCCAUGCUAUUGAGAGACAUCGAAACGCAAAGUGGGGAUUUCAGAUUGAGAAUGAAAAACGGGCUGCCGAAGACGACAGGAAUGGUAACAAGAAGAAGAUGGAUGAAAAUUAA
Molecule: messenger RNA, 483 nt
Organism: Pyrenophora tritici-repentis Pt-1C-BFP
Lineage: Eukaryota; Fungi; Ascomycota; Dothideomycetes; Pleosporales; Pleosporaceae
Source: RefSeq, a predicted model, not a curated record